This is a messenger RNA of Dioscorea cayenensis subsp. rotundata (Guinea yam), 2145 nucleotides long. Its product is annotated as phosphoinositide phosphatase SAC6-like. NCBI's taxonomy places the organism in Eukaryota, Viridiplantae, Streptophyta, Magnoliopsida, Dioscoreales, Dioscoreaceae. Gene Ontology annotation, molecular function: phosphatidylinositol-4-phosphate phosphatase activity. Gene Ontology annotation, biological process: phosphatidylinositol dephosphorylation. The transcript has 20 exons. Gene Ontology annotation, cellular component: endoplasmic reticulum. The record is from RefSeq and is a predicted model, not a curated record. The coding region runs from base 16 to 2025 and encodes 669 amino acids.
GUCAGACUGUUCUGAAUGUUUGCGGGCAAACGAACGAGCUCCACCCUCCCGAUCCCCGAUAACUCCUCCAUCAAAACCCCAAUUCGAUCAAUUGGAUUCCUCCAUCCAUCCUUGAGAAAGCUCUCACUUCCCCUCCUCUCGCUCCCCGCGACCCGGAGCUUCAGAUCUCUCUCCUUCUCCAUCCGAUCCCCUUCCCCCAUCUCCAUCCUCUCCCAAUCUCUUGACCGUGGCAUGGACGGGGUGGAAUCCGACAAGAAGCUCUUCACUCGGUUGAGGUUGUGGGAAUUCCCGGACCGCUAUGUUUUUGAGAACGCUGAUGGUGUUGCUGAUUCGUAUCUCUCGAUCAGUCGUGCUGAUGGAUCUAUGGAAUUGAUUGGAGAUCUUCCACAGUGUGCUACCGGCCAAUCUCCCAAAGUACGAACAGUGUAUGGCUUGAUUGGUGUGCAGAGGAUUUUAGUAGGUUCAUAUUUAUUGGUAAUAGCACAACGUGAGUGUGUUGGAUCUUACCUGGGCCAUGCUAUCUACAAAGUUUCACGCCUUGAAAUUUUGCCAUGCAAUCUUGCUCUCAAGAAUACUGAUGCGGCAAAGAAAAAGAUGGAGACCGAGUUUUCCAUGUUGCUAAAUGCUGCAGAGGGGACUUCUGGUCUGUACUUUUCCUAUGAUGUCAACUUAACUCUUUGUGCCCAGAGGCUUCAUGAUUUAGGAGAUGAGUCAAAGAAACUUCCCCUUUGGAGACAGGCAGAUCCCAGAUUUCUUUGGAAUAAUUACAUGUUGGAACCACUAAUAGAUAACAAUCUUGAUCCAUACUUGCUUCCAGUCAUCCAAGGCAGCUUUCAAAACUUCCAAGCAGCUGUCAGGAGGGAUAUAAUCAAUGUUACUCUUAUCGCACGACGAUGUACAAGAAGGACAGGUACUCGAAUGUGGAGGAGAGGGGCUGACUCAGAUGGUUAUGUUGCAAACUUUGUUGAAACUGAACAAAUAGUGCAAUGGAAUGGUUUCUCAGCAUCGUUUGUACAGGUUCGAGGAUCCAUUCCGUUACUAUGGGAGCAGAUUGUCGACUUGACGUACAAACCAAGCUUUGAGCUUGUCAAAGCUGAGGAGGCGCCACGCGUUGCUGAACGCCACUUUUUAGAUUUAAGCAGAAAGUAUGGAUCUGUUUUAGCUGUUGAUCUUGUCAACAAGCAUGGAAGUGAAGGACGACUAGGAGAGAAGUUUGCCAAUGCUAUGCAAAAUAUUGCUAAUGAUAAUAUAAGAUAUGUGCAAUUUGACUUCCACCGGAUUUGCGGUCAUAUCCGUUUUGAACGCCUUUCUCUCCUUUAUGAGCAAAUGGAGGAAUACCUUAAAAAUCAUGGGUUUUUCCUAUUAAAUGAGAAAGGAGAGAAGGUUAAAGAGCAGACUGGUGUUGUAAGAACCAAUUGCAUUGAUUGCUUAGACAGAACCAAUGUUACGCAGAGCAUGAUUGGGAGGAAAAUGUUGGAAAGUCAGCUUCAUCAAAUAGGAAUUUUUGGUGCAGAUGAAACUAUUGGCUCACAUCCAGAUUUUGAUGCAAGUUUUAAAAUAUUGUGGGCUAAUCAUGGUGAUGAAAUAAGCAUCCAAUAUUCUGGUACUCCUGCCCUGAAAGGAGAUUUUGUAAGAUAUGGGAAGAGGACCGUUCAGGGAAUUUUCAACGAUGGAUGGAAUGCUCUAGCUCGAUAUUACUACAACAACUUUGCUGAUGGGACCAAACAGGAUGCUAUGGAUCUGCUGCAAGGGCAUUACAUCGUGUCUGUUAAUCGUGAUAUGGCUUUUCCAGCCCAACCAAAAGGGCUUGAGGCUUUUGCUUCUUUCCGACUGGCUAUGGUGCUGGUUUUAGCUGGACUAUUGUUUGCAUUUAUGUCACUCCGACAAGCUAGACUUGAUUUUCGCCAUUUAUUUUUCCCAUUUUUCUGGGCAAGCCUCAGUCUUGGUUUAGCAGCAUUUGUGAGAGCUAAUGGCCGGAUUUUCACAAACAGGCCUCGACUUUUCAGAUCACGGCAUUGGCAUUGAUAUUCCUCAGCUGCAGCCACAGCCAUAUAUCUGUUUCUUGUAGUCAUAUUCUCACUAAUUUUCUUUUUGGGAUUUUGAUUGUUAGUGGUUGAUUUGUUCUUGUUUGUAUUUCAUUUAUCA